Mya arenaria is the source of this 7054-nucleotide messenger RNA. RefSeq lists its product as uncharacterized. Bases 90 to 2213 code for a protein of 707 amino acids. Lineage: Eukaryota; Metazoa; Mollusca; Bivalvia; Myida; Myidae. The record is from RefSeq and is a predicted model, not a curated record. The transcript has 3 exons.
UGGAAUUCCUAUAUAAAAGGGAAUACCACUCAAAUAGAAAGUACGUUCAAUUUUCCAAGUUUUGUGGUCCUUUCUUGGGGUUUUAAAAAAUGGACCAGGAUCCAGAGUACCAACAUGUUAUGUCCCUGAGACUGUCCAGGGUUCUUGAGGACAUCGGGGUUACUAGACGACAGACGGUCAUGAUGAGAAGGAACACUUGGCUGGCGGCUGAGAAAAUUCAAGCAGUCUUAGAAUGUAUCCCAAAUAGAAACAGAACCUUUUACUUCUUUGGAAGCCAAAGUGAAGGCACAACAACUCUUGGAAUGGAGUCAGACGUGGAUUGUCUACGUUCAUCAAAUGACAGUCCUGUAUUUUUAGAAUUGUCAGAAUGGCAGCCUUCUCGAAAUGGCAGUUUCCUGGUUCUACAAGAUGAGAGUUCUCCACCUCAACACUGCAACCUGCAAAUUCUCAGGUUUGAUCUUCCACUGCCAGCAACACUGGAUAUAAUAAAUAAAAAAAAUAAUGUUGAGGUGGAUUUGGAUGGCAGGGUGUUGUUAAAAAACACUAUCCAAGACUCAAAUCUUCAGAAGAAUUUUGGCGCUGAUUUCAUAAGACAAGGCCCAUCUAGAAGUGGAACGAAAGAUGUUGAUAUUGUUUUUGCUUAUCACUGUGCGAAACAGCCAAAAGAGUGUCAAUUUCUUUUUCACAGACCGCGGCCUGGACACUGGCCCACGCCAGAUAUACUGGAACAGGCAAAACAGACUGGAACAUUCCUGGUGCCACAGGGACAUUCUGAAAGUUGUAAUCCAAAACUGGAAUGGAGAUUCUCAACUUCCCUCACAGAAAGACUGCUUAUGUUUAACCUCAACUCGACCAAAAUUAAGGCAUAUAUAUUCUUGAAAGUAUUGAGAAAGACUUAUUUCAAGCCAGUUGUAGGUGACCGGCUCAGCACAUUUCACUUCAAGACAGCCCUGUUGUUCACCAUAGAGAACUACCCCCCUGAGCUUUGGCAGGAAGACAAUCUGCUAAAGUGUAUCAUCUUCUGCCUUACCACACUCAAGCGCUGGUGCAGGAUGCACAAUUGUCCACAUUACACCAUAUCUGGGGUGGAUUUAUUUGUGGGAAAACUUUACAAAUUUGAACAGCAACAAAUCUCAGCAAUGUUAUCAGACAUGAUUGAAAACAUCAUGGUUUAUGUGGUCCAUAUAGAAAUGGAUGGGGUGGGUAGAAGAAUGGUGAAGCUAAUUAAUGUAAAAAACACACACAUAAAGAGCACAAGGUAUGAGAACACAAUGGCAACAGCUCAGUACUGCUUUAUUAAAGCUUUAGAACUGAAUUAUUCUCGGUUGUUGUCCUGUAAAGAUUCUGCUUUUUUCAAGUCAAAUUUAAAAGAGACAAUUGAUUCUUAUACUCAUUUUUCCAUGCAAAAUGACACAUUUAUCAAAGACAUUGUGAAGCCAUUAGUACUACUUCUGAACAAUCUUUUAGCAACAUCCCAAGCUUCUACAUGUGUAGAAUUACAUCAGCCUGUCACUGCUGACAUUUACAACCUGUACCAAGAAUCUUUGGACUCAGACUUGACAUCCAGCAGACUGAAGUUUGCCUCUAUGUUAUACUGCACACACCAGUAUGAGGAGGCAGCAGCAGUGUUGGAGCACAUUGAGGCUCUGCUGCAUCCAGAUGUUUGGCAGUACAGUUUUAGUAACAGAGGACAACCUGACCCUUCGAAUAAUUUUCUGAAAAGUCUUAUUGACAGGCGGCCAGUGUCAGAAGUCAUCAGAACAUCAGUAGCAUUUAGUGUUACUUUCAAGCCUCAAGAGGUACACUGUGUGCCUGAGCAUUUGCUAUUGGAGAUGCACAGAACCAUCAACCAAGAAGAUGAUCAACACAGAUACCCAAUUGAUGGUAUAUGGAUGGAUUCUGCCAUCACUGAUUCUAUCCCCUUCCUCUACUACCUUCAGUACCUCACAUACAGACAACUUGGACAACAGCAUAGGAAAUUUACUGCAAUGAGGAAACUUCGACACUACAUAAACCACUACAUAAACCAGGGUAGUACAGAAUAUGGUCAUAAAGAAACAGCAGCCAAUAUGCUGGGCCACUGCUGUGAACUGGAGAACAGGCUAGACUGGGCCUGGCAUUGCUAUUCAGAGUCACGGAGGAUGUAUCCACAUAACAAUGCUGCCAACUGGCAUAUCAUGAGACUUCUAUACCAAGCCCAAGUCCAGGCAUAAGAAAGAGACAAAAAUGUUUUAUAAUCAAGUCGAAAGUAAACAUUACAUUUUGAGUUUCAUACAAGUUAUUUUGAAAAAAGAAUUCAAGCAUCCUUAAAAAUGUGAAAUAUUACUGUAAAAGUAUGUAACUUUUCAUUGCUUCAAAUAGUGACUAUAUUUAACCACGCUUACAAACUAUUUUUGAUCUUGAAAUCGAAUAAUAUUUGAGCAAUAUAAUCUGUGUGGAGCAAAAAUGAAUAUCAUACUAAACAAGUGGUCGAAAUUAGCACAAGCUUGCAAGCCCUGCACUGGUAAAAUGCAUUCUGGCUUGCUCAAAAUCUUGGUUUUAUACAGCAGGGCUUGUUAAAAAAAUUAAAUGCCAAGCAGUAGGAAAAUAUCGGAUCGUAGAAUUACAUAUUUCCGUUCGAAAAUUAACGUUUUAAAAUUCUACGAUGUGAUUUUUUGUCAGCAAUCCUUUAUCAUUGGUUUCCAGAUAUUUAUGAAAAUAUUUGCUCUUUUCAAGACAAAAAGUAAAAAAGUUGUUAAAAAGGUCAAUCUGUGAGAGUGCAGCUUUAAGUGGAUUUCUGAAAAUGUUCAUUAUCAAAUUAAGAAAAAAAGUGUAAUAUUAAAUUUGGACCUUCUGGCUGUUACAAAACAUUUAAAUUUUUCACAAAAAUAUUUGUAAAAUUUACAUAUAUAUCUAAAAUAUGGUUUAUUUUGCAUCAUUUUUCUCCAUUGUUUUUAGUCAUCAAACUGUAUUAAAUGAUUUUGCAUUUGUUUAUUAUAUUUAACAUACAAAUCACAAUAAACAAUGUUAUUCUAGCACAUGUUUCUUAUUAUCAUUGUCUUAAAAUUAGUCUUGUUAUUUCAGUUUAUUUUUCUCUUUUAAGGGAAUGGUGGCAGGGCUUUUUAAUAGGGGAAAAUUAGCGUUGAUUUGACAAAAAAAGGAAAACAAUAACAAUGUAACAUAUUCAUCAAAGGCACUUUAUUUAUACAUUUCCUAAAUGGGGUCAAUGCUUCUCAAAAACAAAAGAAAUAAAGGUGGAUUUUUCAACCAGGGUAGGGGAAAAAUAUAUAAUAGAUUAAAAGAAUUGCAGAAGGCCCUCGAUUCUAUUUACCAAAAAGUAAGAAAAAAUAUUGAGCAUCAGUCUUCAUGGUCUUUUUAAGACCACAAAGGGCUUGUUAACCCAUUUCAUUCGGGAUACACCUUUUGGUGUAGUUACCCUUUACAUGCGGGAUACACCAAAAGGUGUAGUUUUUGACGUACUGAACUUUCACUUUAUUUACUUUCGUUUUGACUGUAUUGUUUCCGGUUUAUACGUUUUCCGGAAUGACCGGAUGUUAUGCGCAGAUAGAUGCGCAGAAAAUUUUCAUGAAGAAAUAAUUUUAAAACUCAAAAAUCGAGUUAAAUUUAAGCUUUUUAUUGCGAUUUUGAUGCAAAUUUUUGUUGAAAUGGAUAGGACUUUCGACCACAGUGACGAUAGUGAUAUUGGGAUGGUUAUAAUGACGAAGUUUAUGUGAAUUUGUUUGAUACAAACAGAAGACAUAUUAAAACAUCGAUAGAAAUCACAAACUAUGACAUUUGCAUUAUUUGGUGGAGUUUUUAUGACGAUCUUGAGGAGUUCUAGAAUGAUUGAAUGACAAAGAGGAUCACCCCAAGGUUUCCAAGUGGGAAUACAAAGAAUGGUGGUCCUAAAGAACAAUAUGACCCAAGAAAGCCAGGAUAUUGCAUUACUGUCAUUUAUCAAUAAAACUGUUAUGGGGGCAAGACUUUUGGACCUUACUGGUCGAUGAUUCAAACUGCUAUGCCAACCAACAUCGCGAUGAACAUCCACCCGCCCGAUUUGCUCCGAAGUGGACAUGGGAUGAUAUAAACUGUUAUAACUUUUUAUAGAUUUAAAAUAUAUGCAUAAUUCUUUCUGCAAUUUAAAGACAGAUUAAUUUAGAAACUUUCAUACAUUGGAUUAUGUGACAUUUGAAAAAAAUUGUGUGUUUUUUUUUUGCUUUCAAUUUGUGCAUAUUUAUUUUUUGGUGUUUUUUUUUUUCAUCAUCACCUGGUUAACUUGCAAAAAAUAAUUUAUUUAAAAUCAUUUGCUAAUAAAACUUACAUAAACAUGUGCAUAUUUUUAUUUCCUUUCCAAAUAUGUAAUCUUUAUUGGGUCUUGUACCAAUAAUAAAGAAGUUAUUAGUGUUUAUACAACACAAUGGUCAUAAAAAGGCAGAUGGCUUAUCAGUCAUUGGAAAAUGCCCAGAUAUUCAAGGUAUCAUAUCUAACUGGGUCUCAGAAUGAAAUGGGUUAAUUACCUAAUUUUACAGACUAUCACAAUUAUUUACAAGCCUUUAAGUAUAUUUGUGAUAAAUAGGUUAUAAAUUUAUUUUCAAGAAAAUGCAAAAAAAGAACAGUACAGUGUAAACUCACUAAACCGGACAAGGUCCGGACUGUGCAAAAUUUCCAGUUUAGCGAGGAUUCCGGUUUAGUGAGGAUUUGAUGUACGGAGUCAGUUUACUCAAAAUAUUAACUGAGUUAAGGGUCCUUCUGAGCUAUUGAGUAAUAUUUUUUGUUUUUUAUAAAAAUGCUUGUAAAAUUGCAAUUAUACUUGGAAUAUAAAUAAAUAACAUUUGUGUUUUCAAAACUUAUAUCAAGGAUAUAGAAAACGAUAACUAAAAUGUCCUGUUUAUUAGGAAUAAUUUUUAAACUUUAAAUAUUUGUUAAAAAACGACGAUUUUGGAAACGUUAUUUGUGACAUUUUCGAGUGCUAUCAUGCAAACUGUAAAAAAAGAGUAAAUAUUGCUUCAUAAUUACGGCAAUUAGAAACAAACAAUACAACAAUAAAGUAUGUAUAUAAAUACGCAAAUAGUUUGAUUAAAUCAGUUUGUUAUCUUGUAUUUCUGUCCCGAUAAACAAGUGCAUUAGGACGUUACUAUGUCGGUCCAUUUUUUUGCAUGAAAACAUUGGAAUCUCGAUACGUCCAUGCAUAUAAUGUUGUGUGAUGUGAGCGGUCUUUUACAAGAAGAAACACUGGUUUCGCGAUAUUUAUGCGUUGCACCUGAAUCUGAUGAUCAGAAACGCCACUAUAAACUUUUAUUCACAAAGUUUAAUGUGUCGGUCCAACCUAUAACGUCCGGUUAUUUAUCAUUAAAUACAAAACUACGUAAUUUUAUAAACAUGUUAUACUUCGGAAACGCAGUGUUGUGUACUACGUCAUCAAUUGUGGGCCCCGGUGUACACAACGAAAAUUAGCAUGGAUCCAAAUGAGGUAAGUUGGUGUCGGUCCAUCAUGUUCUUAAGCGCAUAACGGGCAUAGUACAAACCGAAAAUGAUUGUCAUAUUGUGUUUCUACUGUAUUCAUGUAUUGGGGUGAUUUAUUAACCUCCUUAUACAUGACAAAUGACAAUGUGUUGGAUUUUCGAUGUUUUCACUCGGCAUACUGGGGGCCUCCCGAUAGUUAUCGUCUGUAUUGAGCAUGCUCGUUACGUUUGGACCAUUAUUUUGGUUUUCCCGUUACACGUGGACAACGCUAUGCAUUGAGUCUACACUGCCAACGUAACGUCCACAUACUAUAUUAUCAUUCUUGCAUUGUAUUAUAGUUUACAAUCACCAUCUUAUUGGUAAAAAACACUUCAUGUUUCACAUAAUGUAUCUGUACAGACAGUGUAUUGAGAGAAUGUCGUUGAAGUACAUGAAACACUUGAAUAUCACAGACGUUAUUUUGGACAAUGACUUUUUGUUUUUUUGUUACGUCAACCCAUAACAUCUGUACAUACAGAUCUACAUUCCGAAUGUAUCUGAUAGAAUAUUGUUUCAUUACUUGCAAGAUGUGUUACAUUUGAUUUGAUGAUCAAGUAAAUGAGACAAACCAGAUCCGAAGUAAUAUUAUAGAGGAAUAAAACUGUUUUCAUGUAUGGACGUUACUUCUACACCUAAACUGUAUGUCAAUGUGUUCUACAUAACGUCCAAAUAGAUUUUGAUUAUAUCUAUAAACAAUCUUGUGCUAAAACUUGUAUGAAUGAAUAAUACGUAUGUUUAUUUAAGAAAUAUGAUUGCACAUGAAACAUUUAAGUUGAAUAAAACAGAAUUCAUAUAAAUAACAACAUUUGUGUACGGACGUUAAAUUUGACAUGAUAUUAGUGUCGUAAGCUUAUUGACGACUGAUCCGUGUUGACAUGACGUCGAAAAACGCUGUCUCAUAUUGUCUCAUUCAAUUGUCUCAGUCUGUCCAUAUUAUAAAUAAUUAUAUAUAUAUACAGGUUGAAUUUCAACUUGGGUGGAUUCAUGGAAGUUGCCUUGCCAUGCAGUAAAAACAGAAAACUGUUUGUAGCAGAGGUUAUUGAUGUCCAGGAGGAUGAAGUGUUGUUUCGUUACAUGGAAGCUGCCAGAGGUGGAUUUAAAUGGCCAACAGUUGAAGAUGUCAGCUGGGAGCAUCAUUCAUCAGUUACUCGCCACCUUGAUAACCCUGUUCUUGACAUCCAGAAGAGUUCAAACCAUGUUCAGAUUUUUAAGUUAAAUUAGACUUUGACUUUAUCACAGGGGAGAACCCUGUUCUUGACAUCCAGAAGAGUUCAAAUCGUGUUCAGAUUUUUAAGUUAAAUUAGACUUUGACUUUAUCACAGGGGAGUACCCUGUUCUUGACAUCCAAAAGAGUUCAAACCGUUUUCAGAUUUUUAAGUUAAAUUAGACUUUGACUUUAUCACAUGUAUGGGAGAUCCCUGUUCUUGACAUCCAGAAGAGUUCAAACCGUGUUCAGAUUUUUAAGUUAAAUUAGACUUUGACUUUAUCACAGGGGAGAACCAAUCAUUUGUUGUGGUAUUUUUUCUAUUAUAAUUUAGGCGAUUUCAGUUAAACAAAUAAAGUUAUGGAAAUA